Molecule: messenger RNA, 573 nt
Organism: Meira miltonrushii
Lineage: Eukaryota; Fungi; Basidiomycota; Exobasidiomycetes; Exobasidiales; Brachybasidiaceae
Exons: 1
Coding region: 1-573 (190 amino acids)
Source: RefSeq, a predicted model, not a curated record
AUGGCCGAGCAUGAUACUGGCCGAGUAGAGUUUAGAGCACAAGACAGCUCGGCUCAUCCGACUGCACCUUUUCAGCUUUACCAAAACUCUGUCGUUCCAGCGAGGGAGUCACCUGAAUGGUAUGCUAAACAAAAACCUAGUAUGACAUACAGUGCAGUGGUUCAACGUAUGGAUCUUGCAAAACUUAAAAGUGAAAAUUACGAUGCUUACAUUUCCAAAAGGAAGAAGCAUAAUGAGUCGAACAAAGCUAGAAGACAAGCUUUGGAAGGUGAAGCAAAAAAACGUGCGAAAGCACUUUCAAGUCAAUCAUCAAAACGAUUUUCAGAAAGAAGAAAACAAAUGUUAAAUUUACCAGAAAAUGCCUUGAAAGCAAAAUUAUUUAGACAAAAGGGUGCAGAAGCAUGUAAAAAAUCACGAGAUAAAAUCAUGGAAGCCAUCAAAUCUGGUAAAGCAACACCAAAACAAAUUGAAACGUACAAUAAACAAAAGAGAGCAAAGGCGUUAUAUUCCAGAAAGAGAUAUGCUCAAGAGAAAGCUGAACGUGAAGCUUUGAAAGUCUCAAACAAAGGAUGA